CUAUGGACAAGGAGGUGGUCUUGAUCACAGGCUGUUCAUCCGGCAUCGGCCUCAGCCUGGCGGUCCGCCUGGCCUCCCACCCGGAACAGAAGUUCAAAGUCUACGCCACCAUGAGAAACAUGGCCAAGAAGGAGCGUCUCCUGGAGUGUGUCAAAGGUCUGCACAAGGACACCCUGGAGGUUCUGCAGAUGGAUGUCACCGACCGCCAGUCCAUCCUGGACGCCCGGGACAAGGUGGCGGAGAAACGAGUGGACGUUCUCGUGUGCAACGCAGGUGUUGGGUUGAUGGGUCCACUGGAGGUCCAAUCCUUGGACUCCAUGAAGCAGAUCCUGGAGGUCAACCUUCUCGGAACAAUCCAGACCAUCAAGGCCUUCUUGCCCGGGAUGAAGGCUCAAAACGGGGGUCGUAUCCUGGUCACCGGAAGCACCGGGGGUCUUCACGGUCUUCCUUUUAAUGAGGUGUACUGUGCCAGCAAGUUCGCCAUCGAGGGAGCGUGUGAGAGCCUGGCUGUGGUCCUGCAACACUUCAACAUCCGUGUUAGCCUUAUCGAGUGUGGGCCCGUCAACACGGACUUCCUGGUCAACCUGAAGAAGGCGGAGCUUGGGGACGAGUGCCUGCAACAUGUGGACGCCCACACGCUGGCCCUGUAUGAGAAAUACCUGCAGCACUGCAGCCACGUCUUCCAAAAUGCAGCACAGGACACGGAGGACAUUGUGAAGGUGUUUUUAGACGCCAUUGAGUCACCCAGCCCGGCCUUCAGAUACUUCACCUGCGGGCGAGCGCCUCCUCUAACCAAACUGAAGCUCACGCAGCCGGACGGCCUUCAAUACAUCCGCGCCAUGAGCGAUCUCAUCUUUGCGUGCGAGGAAAAAUAAUCGCCUCACGUGUAUGAGUGUUGGCUCCAAGCCACUGUUGGUUAAUAUUUUAGGGACGAUGACUCCAUGCUGAACUCAGCGAGGGCAAUGAGUUGGAAUGAGAGUCCUUAUCGCAACCAGCAAUCAGUGUGAUAAGAUAGUGAGAAUCUGAGAAAACAGUUUUAAGGGGAAAAAAAAGGAUUGAAACUUUAGUUAAAACUGAAGAAACAGUUGUUUUAAAACUCAAUGUAAUGCUGCAUAACUUGCCUUUUUGUAAUGUAACCCUAUUUUUUAUGGGCUUGCCUCUUUGUUUGAUUGAUUGAUUGAAACAUUUACUAUUAUAUUGCACAUUACAGUACAUUUGACCACUAAAUCAUGGGUGUCAAACUCUGGCCCGCGGGCCAAAUUCAGCCCGCCGUUUAAUUUCAUUUGGCCCUUGAUGUAACGCCGGUUCGGCAUCGUGGUAUCGGGUUCGAUUCCCUCGAGGAUGCGUCAAACGAAAGAACACAACAAAGGUAAGAUCUAACAAAUUUAUUAACAAAAAGUGAGCUCUGAACAAAAACACUGGAGUUAAUAAAAAGGGAAACAAAAGACGCUAGCGUGAAAGCUAGGAAAUAUAAAGAACUAAGAUUUGGCACGAUGGCACAAAAAAUGAAAACAAAAAUGAUUAGCAUGUGAGCUAAAGAUGACAACAAAGUGGCUUAGCUAAUGAGCUAGCGAGAAAAAACAUACCUGACGUUACUUGUUGCAUGUGAGCAAAUUAGAGUCCCAGAAAGAAAUAAACAGAAGAGGCUGGC
Messenger RNA from Nerophis ophidion (straightnose pipefish), 1651 nucleotides. Its product is annotated as estradiol 17-beta-dehydrogenase 1-like. Gene Ontology annotation, molecular function: estradiol 17-beta-dehydrogenase [NAD(P)+] activity. Gene Ontology annotation, cellular component: cytoplasm. Gene Ontology annotation, biological process: estrogen biosynthetic process. The record is from RefSeq and is a predicted model, not a curated record. Bases 3 to 875 code for a protein of 290 amino acids. NCBI's taxonomy places the organism in Eukaryota, Metazoa, Chordata, Actinopteri, Syngnathiformes, Syngnathidae. The transcript is spliced from 6 exons.